UCAUGUUAAAUAGACCCUAUCGGACUGCAAUUUGCAAGGCAAAGCGAGUUGGUUUUAAGGACACUUUACCUGAUGAUUUACUGCCACCUGUUUUAAAGGCAGUCAUAGAGAGAACAAAUUUGAACCCAAGUGAGGUGGGGGAUGUAGUUGUUGGUACAGUUAGGGCACCUGGCUCACUUAGAGCCACUGAGAGCAGGAUGGCAGCAUUUUACGCUAGCUUCCCGGAUACGGUUCCCAUCAGAACAGUCAACAGGCAAUGUUCAUCUGGCCUUCAGGCAGUUGCUGAUGUAGCUGCUUCUAUAAAAGCAGGAUAUUAUGACAUUGGCAUUGCUGCUGGAGUGGAAUCCUUGACAGUUGAUAAACUUGGCAGAUCCCGUAAAAUUAACCCUAAAGUGGAUAUCUUUGCACAAGCCCGCGACUGCCUUCUUCCGAUGGGUAUUACUUCUGAAAAUGUUGCACAACGUUAUGGUGUGACUCGGGAGGAGCAAGACACAGCUGCUGUUGAAUCACAUAGGCGUGCUGCUGUAGCCACAGCAUCUGGUAAAUUCAAAGAUGAAAUUGUCCCUGUAUCAACUAAGAUUGUGGACCCAAAAACCGGAGAGGAGAGGCCUGUUACAAUUUCUGUGGAUGAUGGUAUCCGACCAAAUACAAACAUGAACGAUUUGGCAAAGCUACAGCCUGCAUUUAAACCAGAUGGUUCUACAACUGCAGGAAAUGCUAGCCAGGUGAAAAGAAGUUUAGCUAUGCAGAAGGGACUUCCUAUUCUUGGUGUUUUCAGGAGUUUUGCUGCCAUUGGUGUGGAUCCCGCUGUCAUGGGAGUAGGUCCAGCUGCUGCAAUUCCAGUAGCCGUGAAAUCUGCUGGUCUUGAGCUUGAUGAUAUUGAUCUGUUUGAGAUAAAUGAGGCAUUUGCAUCUCAAUAUGUUUAUUGUUGCAAGAAAUUGGGGCUUGAUCCUGAAAAAGUCAAUGUUAACGGAGGCGCUAUUGCUCUAGGCCAUCCUUUAGGCGCUACAGGUGCUCGUUGUGUAGCAACUCUCCUGAAUGAAAUGAAGCGUCGUGGCAGGGAUGGCCGCUUUGGUGUUAUUUCCAUGUGCAUAGGCUCAGGUAUGGGGGCUGCUGCAGUUUUUGAAAGAGGGGAUUCAGUUGAUGAGCUAUGCAACGCUAGAACUGUAUAAAGCAACAAUCUUGUGUCAAACGAUGCUAAAUAAACACUUGUUUAAAGCAACAAUCUUGCAGGUUUCUUGCUGUUAUGCUUUUUAUAUUAUGGACUUUGUCCGUUAA
Pyrus x bretschneideri (Chinese white pear) is the source of this 1278-nucleotide messenger RNA. RefSeq names its product 3-ketoacyl CoA thiolase 1, peroxisomal-like. Gene Ontology annotation, cellular component: peroxisome. The coding region runs from base 3 to 1172 and encodes 389 amino acids. The record is from RefSeq and is a predicted model, not a curated record. Gene Ontology annotation, biological process: phenylacetate catabolic process; fatty acid beta-oxidation. Gene Ontology annotation, molecular function: acetyl-CoA C-acyltransferase activity. The transcript is spliced from 13 exons. NCBI's taxonomy places the organism in Eukaryota, Viridiplantae, Streptophyta, Magnoliopsida, Rosales, Rosaceae.